UUUAGCCAGCGGUCUACCGAUCGCAUUUCUCACCUAUCAGGCGUUUUCCCAACGUCUUUUGGGGGACAAACAAUCCCCCAUCUAGCUUAUUAUUUUCCUUUUCUUAAUUUUCUUCAAUUGUUAUACUUGAAUUGAUUUGUUGAAGUUUAUUUUUUCUCUUCUGUCGUUGCUAAUCAUGGAGUUGUAAAGAUGGCGUCCGUUGAAUUUCGAGUUUCACCUUCGCCAAAAGGGGCGACCUUUAGGUUCAAAACGCUAUUUUAUUUGUGGGGGGUAAAUGUCACAGGAAGUUUUAGAGAACAUGGACAGGAAACCCGGUAACCGCACCUCAUCAGUACCGCCAAAAGGAAACGGAAAUGAAAACAAGAAAUCUGACAGUGGCACUCAGAAACAGUAUCCGAGAGCACCAAAGAGGCGUGAAGGGUACAGUAAUAGAUCCCAGAAUGAGCAAGGGGUGCGAAGGCCAACUCCACAAAAAAGUAGGGGGAUGGAGGAUAAACGCCCUAGAUCCCGCGGGACCUACAGGGAAAGAGAAGACGUGAGUGAUCAGUACCAAGAUUACGAAAAUGUCUUGAACUCCCGUCGAAAGGUGAACCUGAACCACCUGCUGAAUUUCAGCUACAAUGAACCAGAACGUCACCAUGGUGAUGGAUAUACUGGUCGUUCGAACAGGUCCCGGGUCAGGAAUCUCCGAUACAACAAAGAACAGUUUCUACAGGCCAAUUGUCAGUUUGUUGUCAGCCAGAAGGGAGACUACACCAUACACAACCAUAAUCCUGAUACACUUGUAGACUGGGAUUCUGUUGAGCUCAUUAGAGUUCAGAGCUCGGAGACCUCAUCCUGUCCAAUAUGUCUGCAAUCACCUGUUGCUGCUAAGAUGACAAGGUGUGGACACAUCUACUGCUGGGCAUGUAUUCUACAUUACCUGGCCCUGGGAGAAAAGACUUGGCGGAAAUGUCCCAUUUGUUACGAGUCCAUACAUGACAAGGAUCUGCGCAGUGUUGAGAGUAAGGAGGUUCACCAGUACAAAGUAGGGGAGACAAUUACACUACGUCUGAUGAAGCGUCAGAAAGGAAAGGUUUAUGCCCUGCCAAAGUCCUGUAAGGAUAAAGAGCUCGGCAAAUUCUUUUCUGUCAAAGAUUCUGACCUAGAGACACGCUACAUGAAGAUCCUUCUAGCCUCUAAGGAAGAGAUAAGGAAGCAUGUGUUGUCAGUCGAGAGGACUGCUCUUGAAACACAGAAAGUGGAUGCUGAGAAUUCUGAGAUGCCUUUUAUUGAUGGUGCUCUCGCAAUGCUUAAGGCAAGAGAAGAUGCCAAUGAGUGUUUUGUAUCUAGGAAAAUAACGACUCAGAAGGCUGCAGAACCCCAAAGUGAUAUUAUUCCAAUCCCAGUAAAACCUCUUAAAACAGGAAAGGCUGCCAAAGUAUACAAGUCUGCAUUCUCUGAUGAAGAAGAUGAAACUGCAGAGAAAAAAACUAAGGAGAGACAUACCUCUGAAGAAAGUUUAGGUUCCCCAAAAGGUUCACCCCACUCAGAAGGAAUUGGCAAGUCACCUGUGGAUAUUUCCUCACUGGACACAUCAAACAACUCUGUUCCUACAGACAUAUCCACAGUGUCGGGGUCUCCGGAGAAUCCCUGUACAUCAUUGCCCCCUGGGGUGAUGGCCGACACUAUGCCAACAGAGGAGGCUGCUGAACAUCUGGAGAUGCCUUCCCAUCCAGAUGUGGUGUCGCCUAGCAGUAAGGCAGGUGGUGGAGCUGACGGUGCGUUCUACUUCUACCAGGCGGAGGAUGGGCAGCAUAUUUACUUGCACGCCCUGAAUGCCCGCUGUUUGGUGAAGGAGUAUGGUGCUCUGCAGCACUGCCCAGAUACCAUUACUGCUACCAUUGUUGAAAUGGAGAACAUCUUCAUGACGGAGGAUCUGCGAAAGAGAUUGCGAUAUCUAGGACAUCUGCCUCUCACCUGUGAGUUCCAGGUGGUUGAGCUAGCAAUCAAACCCCCAAUCAUAUCCAAGGAAACGUUAAAGUUCUUUUCAGAUGACAUUGAGAAGCGUCGUCGCAUGCGACAGAGAAAACACCGAGAGGAGCGUCGCAGGACAAAGAAAAUUCAGGAUGAUGAAAAGAAAAAGAUGGGAAUAACUCCAGAUGUGACUAUUGUUCCUAGUCAGUUUGUACCAGGAGUGAUGUCGGAGAAUCGCCCAUCUUCACCUGCAGCCCAAAGUGAUGACAGUAACACCUCUUCCAUGGCUCACUCCCCGCUUGACAGCGGAUCAUACUUGAACCCACUUUGUCCUGAUUUCCUUUCCAGAACAGAGGCAGACGUGGAAACAGAAGGUGACCAGACAACCAGUGUGUCAUUUGCCCAGAUGUUGAUAGCUGGGAAACGCCAAGUGCCUGUGUGGCCAAAGGCUGCUGCAAGAGGUGGUGACACAGCCUCUGUCAUUGCCAGAGGACGGACCGUUAGUCGUGGAAGUGAGGAUAGUGAUCCUGAGGACAAGGUACCUGUACCAGAAUACCACAACUCAUUUGGAGAUGCCUUUCAGACUGCCCUUGAUAAUUUGCACCAACUUUCACCAAAAGGUGAUGUGGAAUCCAAUCCUCCUCAGGCGACUUCAGGAGGUAAGAAGAAAAAGAAACAACAAAAACUGCUAUUAUUCUCAACAUCCAUGGCUCGUGGAGGCAAAUAGGACUUCUUUGUGACCUACCAGGGAUAGUUUGGACUUUUUAUUAUCACAGAAGGAAAUUUGUUCUAUCAAUAACCCUAGCUUGAAGUUAUUAUAAAACACAACAUAAGUGAAAAGAUAGGAAGGGUUGGACAAUGGUUUUUGAUGGUAGAUUCUACAGUAUGGGUUUUGGUGUGACUGGAUAAACCACCUUGACUUCAUGGAUUUGGUCCUUUGUAGUUGUUUCUAUGGCCCUGAUGGCAUGAUCAUAUGGUGUGAUAAAGCUAAUUAUCUUGUUUAGUUUUCCCUUAUAUUCUCUAGCUUGUGUUGUAUGACCACACAAAGUGAUGACUUAUGAUGUUUUAUUCAUGACCUGUUUUGAGGGAGCAUAAGUUCAAACUACUGUCUAUCAGUAGGGAGACACAUUAGGUUCUGUUGUUGUUUUUCAAAAAUGUAUAUGGUUGCUAAUGAUAAACAUUUGAUAUAAAUGCCUCAUCACUCUCCAUCAAACUUUCAAAUUUUAUUCACCGCCGAGGAAAAAAUAUUGAAAGCAAUAGAAAUGUCUGUACUUUUUAUUUGAAUGUGAACAAUAAAUUAUCAUGACAAAUUAUAUACACAUGUUUACAUAAACUGUUUGAAUUGUUUUGGUAACAUCAAGCAGGUUGUCUGCAUGUUAUUCAUAGAUAUUUUGAUGGUUUUUGAUAAAGUGAGAGUAAAAAUAUAUAUAGUUUGAAAAAGAAAGAAAAGGGUUAAAAAAUCAUGGAAAGGGCAUUAUAUUGGAAAAGGUUCUAUGUAAUAGAAUGUGGCUAAUUUAGAAUAGUUAAGAGUUUACCAUGGUAUACCGACAAUAUUUUGUAUACUGCCAGUGAGUCCUAUGCAGCAUUCUGUACAUGAUGCUUUCUUUAUAUGUUAUAUAUAUAUUACAUUUUUGUUAAAUUUUUCAAAAUGUUUUUUUUUUAUCUUUUAUUUUUUUUUUUUUUUUUGUUCUCCCACUGCCAAUAUAUUGUUAAAAGUGCAGUAGAGAUUGGUAUGGGUUAAUACAAAGUUCUCGGGUGCUUUCACUGAAGCUGAUGGUUGAUUGUAGUAUUUUAUCACAUCACUAAUAAUGACUGUACAAGAUUUAUAAAAUUUGACAAAUUCCUUCAACAGGGCUACUUAUACCUACAAUGGUUAAUGUCCUCAUGGCAUUUUCUGUCAAUAUUUAUCAAAUCUGAUCUAUUCAUUUCUUUUAAGAGCAACAGGAGUUCGUCUGUUGCUCAAUAACAGUUGAAAUUUUGAUAAAUUUGUCAAAUAUUACAAAUUCAGUAUUCUGUUAAGAAACAUAUGUGCAUGACCUGUGGGCAUUAAUGGUAACACAAGGUAACUGAUAAAAAUGGAUGACAUACACUGCCUUUAAGAUGAGGGAUAUUUCAGGAGAACACAGUGAUGAAGUGGAGGUGAGGGAUAGGAUAUUAUAUAUAUAGGUGGUUUUGUUUCUGCUAUAUUCUGCUAUAUGUAUGAGGUCGUUAGAUUAGUUGAAUUUGAAUAUCGAGGAAUGAAAUCCUGAAAGUUUGACUUGGUGUGGAUGUAGUAAAAGUGUAUUAUUUUGUCAGAAAUAACUGUUUAUUCAUGUUAACCCCAUUGUGAAAAUGUUUGUAGGUUUCCAUUUACAAAUCAAUUUAACCAAAUUUGUCACAAUAAGGUAUCUUAUAACAAAGUAUGAGUCCUAUUGUGUGAUGAAAUUUCUUUUGUAAAAAUCAUUUUUUAUUUAAAGAUUCCUUUUGAGAAUUGAUAAGGAUAUUAGUUAGAUGGACAAAUGAAUACUUGACCUUUUUCAGAAAAAAUUCCAGAAAAUGUACAUCUUUAGGUAUAUUCUAUAGUUCAACACAAAGUAAUGAACAGGGGGAGGUGAUAUGACAAAAAGUUUCUGACAGUCUACACUAUGGCAUAAUUAUGAUUUGGACUAAUAGUAACUGGAGUUCUUCUGUUACCCACACUUUGUCAUUAUUUUACUUGAGACAUUGGAAGAUUAAUGGUAGUAACAACCCAGCUGUGAUGUUGUUUAUAGUGUUACCUGCCUUUCACAUGUUUCCCCGCAGAGUUUAUCAAUAAAAACUUUAAAACUUCAAAA
Ylistrum balloti is the source of this 4769-nucleotide messenger RNA. RefSeq names its product E3 ubiquitin-protein ligase RNF10-like. Bases 275 to 2683 code for a protein of 802 amino acids. The record is from RefSeq and is a predicted model, not a curated record. NCBI's taxonomy places the organism in Eukaryota, Metazoa, Mollusca, Bivalvia, Pectinida, Pectinidae. The transcript is spliced from 17 exons. Gene Ontology annotation, biological process: positive regulation of transcription by RNA polymerase II. Gene Ontology annotation, molecular function: transcription cis-regulatory region binding.